CGAUUUUUCCAAUCGGAUUUCACGCAAGUUGUUCGUGCUAGCUAGUUUCAAAAAUCAUGUAUUAAAAAAUAGUGAAUCCAAGCUGUAAAAGUUAAAUAUCUGAAGUAAAAAUGUCCAUUUUUCGAAGCAAAGUGGUUUUGGGCCUGAGUGCUGUCGGGACGCUUGCUGGUUGCGCUGCCCUGCUCAAAGAUUGCAUGCAGGGCGCCCGGUUCGAGCGCAAGGAUGUCCGAGCGGAUGGGAAGGUGGUGAUUGUGACCGGAUCCAAUACCGGCAUCGGCAAGGAAACGGUCAUGGGUCUGGCCAAUCGAGGGGCGCACGUUUACAUGGCGUGCCGGGAUAUGGCCAAGUGCGAGGAAGCUCGCCAGGAUAUCGUGCUGGAAACGAAAAAUCCCAACGUGUACUGCCGGGAGUGUGACCUGAGCUCGCUGCAGUCGGUGCGGAAGUUUGUGCAACAAUUCAAAACCGAACAAAACCGACUGGACGUCCUGAUCAACAACGCCGGAGUGAUGCGCUGUCCGCGUUCCCUCACGGCCGAAGGCAUCGAGCUCCAGCUCGGCGUCAACCACAUGGGACACUUCCUGCUGACGAACCUUCUGCUAGACCUGCUAAAACUGUCCGCCCCUAGCCGGAUCGUUGUCCUAUCCAGCAUUGCCCACACCCGAGGUAAAAUCAACGCCGAAGACCUGAACAGCACCAAGAAGUACGACUCGGCCGAAGCGUACGAACAGAGCAAACUGGCCAACGUGCUGUUCACUCGGGAACUGGCCAAGCGACUGGAAGGAACCGGAGUUACGGUGAACGCCGUGCACCCUGGCAUAGUAGAUACCGAAUUGAUGCGACACAUGGGUCUGUUCAACAGCUGGUUUUCGUCGUUGCUCAUUAAACCGUUUGUGUGGCCAUUCCUCAAGUCGCCCAUUUCCGGGGCGCAGACGUCGCUUUACGCUGCAUUGGAUCCGAGUUUGGAAAAAGUUUCCGGGCAAUAUUUUAGCGACUGUGCGCCGAAAGACGUGGCCGAACAGGCAAAGGACGAUAAGCUGGCCAAGUGGCUGUGGGCUGUGAGUGAGAAGUGGACCGGAACGCUGACCGGGACGGCUGCCGUUUCCUGACAGCGGAUUGUCAGGCUGAAGAAUAAUAAGGACAUUAUCAUCUUUAGCGAACCGAAUUUGCAGGAGUGAGUUGUAGGAGGUAAAUACUUUUGAAUGGUUUUAGGGUUGGGUACGAAAGAGUGGAAUAAGAUGGUCAAAAUCAUUUUAUCUUGAUGAUGAGUUAGUGAUUCGUUUUAAGGAUUAUAAUCUCAAAAUGGCUACCACAAUGGCCGACUUUGGCACCUACUCACGAUUUUGGGCGCCCAAAUCUCUUCGUAAACAAAACCAGCGCACCUGAUGUUCUUAUUUUAAGCUUAUUACAAGUGAGCAGGAGCAGAAUAAUAAAAUGCACUGUUGUUUGAACCUUGCUUCUUGAAAUUUGUGCGUCUGAAGUUCUCACGCACUGCUGAAGCGAGAUUUUAAGACGUUUGUCAUUAAAGCAGUUACUGAAUAUAACUUUCACACAGAGAUUCUCACCACAUUGACAUUUAGGAAGACCGUUCCUACUUAAAACAAGCGAUUACCAUGUUGUUUGUUUUGUUUCUUAUUCUUGUAUCGUAUGUUACAAAUUAGCACAUAUGAUCACAAAAAGAACAGAGUCAAUAUGGUCUUGCUACCUGGUUAAGGACUAUAAUUGUUGAGUCUAUUGAUUGUUUUUUCCGUUGAAUUGGAAGUUUGGAAAUCAAUAAAAGCAAUUAAUGUAGAAUUGUAGAUGUUCGGAACAGUCAUCCAUGAUAGCGAAUCUGACUUUGGAAUAUUGAUUUCUCGAUUUCCAAUCAAUAUGUGCACGGUCUGGGGCUGAUAAUACCAUAAUACUGAAAAGGGAAAUUGAAACCGCGAACAAUGUAAUGAAUCAAUAUCAGGAGAAAAUACAGUGCAACGUUAAGAUUGAAAUGGACAGGAGCCUAUCAUGUCUAAACUUGUUGUUAUGCAGUCAGAAAACCAGAUCAAAUAAUUAGACCAGAUUAGCAUGCCAAGCCCAUAACUUCGAACAGAUUCUUGAACUACCUAACGGCCCACAAAUGAAGUGAAAGUCACCGAGAAUCUUAUCAAAUGAAAAUGGGUAAUCACAUUCUUGACCAUCGUCGAAGAAGCCACAUAAAGCAGGAGUGCCAGGGCCAGGAAUCGGACCCAAAAUCAUCCCUUUAUGAAGGGAACGUAUACCAGCGAUGGUAAUUCUUAACGCUUAUCAAGAAUGUUGUUCAACUAAGACGAACAGCGUUGUUCCUUGGUUGAACAUGAACCUUAAUUCGCUAGCGGCUAUAGGAAGAAUGAACAGAGGAAAUUUAGUAGUGUUAAACGUUUAUCUUACUGGGACUUGUUGUAACGGAAUGCUUUGACCACCUUUUGACAUACACUCAGAAAUAAAAGUAUACACGGAAUUACUAUUAUUUAUGCAUUUUGUAUCCACAUCUCUCUCACUCUUUUUCUGUUUUCAUGCUAUCUGCCGUUUAGCCUGGGUUGAAGAGAAGUGUUUCGUCAACCCAGGUGAAGCACCAGAUAGCAUGAAAACAGAAAGAGAGUGAGAGAGAUGCGGAUACAAAAUGCAUAAAUAAUAGUAAUUCCGUGUAUACUUUUAUUUCUGAGUGUAGAUCAAAUAAAUGAUGUGGGCAAAGUGGGGUCCUCAUUGUGCACAAAGGUGUUGGAAUUGACAGCUCAGCUUUACAAAAGUUUCUCUCAAAGGAUUCUGAAACAAAAGGGAUACAUUUUAGGUUGCUAAAGAAGCUUUUACUCAUGCGAGGGUGGAGAAAGCAUUAAAAUUUAAUAAACCAUUUAAAUUCGCUGGCAUCGAUGGAAUUCUUUCUGUGUUCAGAUAGAGGAGCAUAUGCUGAUUUAACCAAUGGUAAGGCUAGAUCUGGGACAUAUUCCAAAAAAAAAUGACUGCAUGCUCGAGUGGUCGUUAUUCCCAAAGCCGGACAAUAAGACAAAACACACACAAACGCCCUUAAGACCGAUAAAUCUAUCAUCGGUAAUGCUCAGAACCAUGAAAAAGUGUCUCUCAUGCCGAGGACCUGGGAUCGAAUCCGCUCCCGAAAAUGUGAGUUCUUUCUUCGGAAGGGAAGUAAAGCGAGGGUCCCGAGAUGAACGAGCCUAGGGGUAAAAGCAAAGUUGAUAUGAAAGCUAUGCUUCUUUCCAAAUUUCAAUCUGCUUGUGCUCCACAAGUUGUGGAAAUACUAUGAUUUCGGAACUGGGUACAUGCGUUAGUCACUGUAGGCAAACUUGGUUACGUCGAUAAGAUUUCACGGCCGAGAUUUCAACGCUCACCAGCUACAGCCAGGCUUGUCCGCACUCAGCGCGUGAAAAUUCUGCUCUUUUGAUUUACACCACCAAAACCAUUGUAUUUAUGUAAUCUUUCUAUCUUACUUGAUAGAAGGAUGUUUGAAUAUCCAAAAUGUCAUUUCAAACUGUCAAAAAAUCGCACCGCUGUGCCGCACUGAGCGUGCAAAGAGAAAAUCACUGGGGUGAAUUCACCCGGGUGAAAUUCUCUUUGCGCGCACAGUGUGGCACUGCGGUGCAAUUUUUUGACAGUUCCAAAUGACAUUUAGGAUAUUUCAACAUCCUUCUAUCAGAUAAGGUAGGAAUAUUGCAUUGAUACGAUGGUUUUGGUGAUGUAAAUCAAAAGAGCAGAAUUUUCAUGCGCUGAGUGCGGACAAGCCUGGCUACAGCAGGAGCAGACAGCAGUAAACCACUAUGGAACGACGACGAUCACGUUUUACCGGUGAAUACGUGGGGAGGAACACCACUUUCGAACAAACUCUAGGUAGCUCUUGUAGCGCUUCUGGUCAUUACAGGGUGCAUUUGACAACACUGCACUUCUUAUUCGUCUAAAAUGCCCAACAGGCAAUGAUGAGAUGAAAUCUAGCAAACCGACAGAUUUCAUCAGAGCUGAGUGGUUCACACAUCACUGUAUAAAAUAUCUUGACGUGAAACUCAACAAAAUAUUCAUCUUGAAACAACCGUAAUGCAAAGUUACAACUCAAAGUUCUGCGGUAAAAAGUAUCGUGAUGUAGAUUUAUAAAACCAUUUCCAGCUAUCACACACAAAUGAAGCAGCCUGCUGAUGGCUGUCGUAGGCAUAACUAUAAGUAGGAAAACCGCUAUUAUUGAGUUGUCUAGAUUGCGUGCGUAUCUGCUACCAGUGCUGGAAAACCGUGAGUAAAAUCGAGUCAGAAGACACAAAAAAAUGCCAUCGCAUCGCUAUAUCCACUGCGGAGCGAACUGUUCGUGCUACUGUGGUUCGCGAUCGUCUGACAGGAACACGAGCGAGAGGUUCGCAUCAUUCUGUACUGCGAUGCUUUUGUGUUUCAGUGGUUCACGGCAAAUAUUUCUCUAAUGAAAUCAAGUUUUGGUAAACUUUUUCGUUGAUAUGAUUUAUUGGAAUGGUAGUAGUCCAAUAUAAUCAUAAAACACCAAAUUAAUUAUCUUUAGGGGCAAAGAAAGGCGAACCAACUGCGAUUGUUUUGUGUUGGUUCUUUGCUUCGGCAAACCGAGAACCACUCUCGCCUUUUGUAUUCGUGAGCACGAGUACAAAGUUUGUGUUCGAUGUGAACCAAAAAUAACGUCAAGCGCAUGAUGCUUUCCACAUCUGUCUGCUACAAUAUUCCACAAAAGUGAAGACGAGACUCCCCCUUGAGGGGAUUCACAAGCGCUUAAUGUAUAAUAUGACAGCGAAAGGUCUCGACGUCUCAACUAGACAGCAAUGUCUUGCCAUUUUGCUGCCAGAAAAUAAAAACGUUACAGAAAUGCUCAGCAUCGUUGCUUUCCUUGCAAAUGCGGAGAGAACUUUUCUGUCAUGACACAUCUGUCUGAAAAAAAAGGCAAGACAUUUCUGUCCAGUGGAGACAUCGAAUAAGAAAACACCCAAACAAGAUUGCUUUUGAUUAAAUGCUUUCUCAAUAUUGUAAAAAAUCUUGUGUGGAAGAGGCAUAAUGAACUUUCCAGAUUGGUAAAGAUGUUGGUUCACAUGAAGAGGUAUGUUAGCCAAAUGAACAUCACCAAUGUGAUGAUCGGCAAUGCGCUGUAAGCGUUUCAGAAGAAAAGAGGUCAAACCACUAGGCCUGAAAUUCUUUGCUUCUUCAUACGACGCACGACCCCGGAAUACUUCAAUGUAAUAUCUAAGUUACGAUACUCCGAGCCGAAGCUAGAGGUUCAUAACUACAAGAAAAUACAUCAGGUUCAUCCGAAGACGUAACAUACACACAUCCGGGAAACUGUGAACAGAAUAAGCAUUCCAGAACUUCCUCAUUGUGAAAUUGCCAUACGAAGUUCGAUCACUCGGAAAUCCUUUGAUUCCGCAAGGAUUUUGUUCAAUCGACUGACUUCACUCAAAUGGGAAACAUUUAUACAAAGGUUUUUCCAGCCGGAUCGUUCAGCAGGCCUUGGUUGGGUUCUGACCAAAGUCUACCGCCCAUACAAAUUUAUACAAUUUUGUAUGAUUGCCAAAAUGCAGUCUACGUUGUUUAUCGACAGCACCCAAGGGGAUCCCCUUGUAGUCUUCACAGACCGCAAACGAAAGCUUCUUAAAAAGCUACCAUGAUGAAGGACGUUGUUGUAUCUACGGCAUCAUCUAAAUCACUUGGAGUGUCAAUGGAUGGUGAGUAUCCAUGAAAUUUGACCGCAAUCAAAUCAUCAAAGCGAUCCCAUUUGGUUGACCGGGGAUUUAUGAAACUCAAAGUUUGCGAAGUAGGUAACAUUCACAUGACCAGAAAAGAUGUAGCUAUGAUCAGAUAAAGGUUCUUAUCUGACACAUGCCAAUUGGUAAGGUCAUAGUUAUUUCUACUAGAGAAAAGCAUUAUAUCAAAUAUAAUUAAUUAAAAAAAAAAAAUCUUUGAUUAUAUCUAACACUUCUUCUCUGGUAGAUACCAUGAAGGUUGGGCGGUUGCCUAUGUUAAAUAAUCCAAGAUCUGUACUACUUAAGUACUCCAUCAAACUGGAGUCUCUCAAGUUAUUGUCUGAGCUACCCCAGAUGAUGUGGUGAGCAUUAGAAUCGCUGCCAAUAUUUUGCGGAAGGCCUUUUGAAGUGCAGUAUGUGAUCAUGCGGUAAACCCAAGUAACACACAUGUUAUAUAAAAGUUACGACAGCGCAAGUUUUGGUUGUAUAGAAGUUUAUUUUACGUUAUUUCAACACAAUGUUGGAAUUACGUAAAAUAAACUUCUAUACAACCAAAACUUGCGCUGUCGUAACUCUAUUAUAACAUGUGUGUUGCUUGGGAAUGAACCGAACAAUAGACGUAGUUGAGGUUUCCAACAGAAACAUCAAUAGUGAUAGCACAUACAUCUCCGGUGGUUGAUUUAUGAUAAUGGUUAGGAGUGUGUAUAGAGCGAUUCCAAGCAACAGCAUCAAAAUUAAGGAAAAUUUUUAAUUCAUGAUUUUCUAUUGAACUGAAACUUUGCACAGUUUUUCAGUUCCAUCUAAAUCGCCAUUUUUCGAUAUCAAAUUUUUAUUUAGAGCCACGACUAACUUUUCAAAAGGGUGUAUGUGAAAAUGGUUCAAAAAUAUUCAAAAAUAUGCACAGCCAAAACGGAUUGUUCGAUUGUUAUGAAUUUUUCAGCAAAGUUAGAUAGCUAAAUGGUGAUUUCUAAGAAAAUAUACACUGUGAAAAAAAAUCUAUUUUAUCAUUGAAAAACAUCAUUUUUGUCACAAAAACUCAAAUAUCUCAAAACCCUAUCUUUUUACCAACUUGAACUUUUUAGGGAAAACGGUCCAUUGUAUUAGCAAUCUACCAUAAAAAUUUGGUGAUGGUAAACUAAUAAACAAAAAAGUUAUAACAUUUCAAAAAUUUCACAAUUUUUACAUUUAGUAAAAACAUUUUUUCUGUGUAAAUUAUUUCGGCCGGAAAUCGCGAUUUGAUGCUGAUUUUAUUGUUCAGCAAAGUUAGAUAACUAAAUGGCGAUUCCUAAGAAAAUGUACACUGUGAAAAAAAUCUUUUUUAACAUUAAAAAAUAUCAUUUUUGUCACAAAAACUCAAAUAUCUCAAAACCCUAUCUUUUUACCAACGUAAUUUUUUAGAGAAAACGGUCCAUUGUAUUAGCAAUCUACCAUGAAAAUAAACAAAAAAAUUAUGACAAUUCAAACAUUUCACAAUUUUCACAUUUAGUAAUAAUUUUUUUUAGUGUAAAUUAUUUCGGCCGGAAAUCGCAGUUUGAUGCUGAUUUUAUUGUUAAUGGCCUUGCGUGAGUAAAACAAGCUGUUUUUAUUAUGUAUUAUGUAUAUUAUAUGUACAGUAAUGUUCCGAUUUUAUCACGCCCUCCGCGCAUUAGUCGUUUAUUCAUUAUUUGCUGUUACAUUUGAGGACAAGUGUUUUCCCUCUUCUUCAAAAUGAAUGUUGAAAGCGUGUUUUGCAACGUUAAAAAUAUUGAAAUGGGUAUAGAUGUUGAAGAAUAUUACAGGGCAUUUUUGAAAAGGGGCGUAAUUAAAUUGUUUAAACAGAUGUCGCUGAUGGCAAUUUCUCAGUUGUUGUCGUUUUCGAACUUCCUGCGCCCUGCUUUACCGAUGAUAUACAGAUGGCUCGUUUGUCAAAUUUUAGACGGCAGGACGUGCAAAUGCGUAAUUUUGUACACAAUGUGGACAUUUGGGCAUAACCAGUCUCUUUCAGUUUAUCUAUCUUUCGGUGAGAUUUCGUAACUCUUUUGAACAUUUUUUUUCAUCAAACGGUCUACAAGAAAGCGACUGUUCAUCUUGUUCGUUAGAUUAUAAUAAACAAAAUCACUUAUUAAUUUUAACUUACUUGUUUGGUGUUGGUGGCUGAAGAAAAAAAAAUACUAUACAAUUUUUAAUAUUCAUAGCGGUAGUAUUUUUUUGUUUUUUUUCGUGAGCAUUGUCAGGUAUGUAUACAGACAAACAAACGUAACACUGGCGAAAUUUUCAUUGACCACGCCUUCAACGAUCAUUUUGAAUCUUGGUCGUGGCUUUCAUAACAAGAAGAGCGCCCAUCGUUUUUCUUUGCGUUUGACGUUUCACACUAGCGCCUUCUGAUGACGAUAUUGCACAACGCAGUGUUUCGUGAAACAUUUCCACCAGGUGGUGAUAGUGUGAACUGGGCGAUGAAUUUUCACUAAAAUUGUUCUAGGCGUUUCGUCUGUUUGUCUGUGGUAUGUACCUCUUAUGCAUUUGUUGUUGUUGAAGUUACUCGCAUUCUUCCGAUCAUAAAGUCUGUUCUCUACACACUUAAUUUUGAUUACCGAGUUCGGUAAUUUUUUGACGAGAUUAAAACUGCUGAGCACCGAACUCGUUCAGCAAAAAUGCAUUGUUUACCUUUUCCAUACGAUUUUGACAGUUGUUUUACUGAGCCUCAGUAAAAUCGAUUACCGAAACUACCGAGAUCGUACUGCUGUUAUAAUCUCGUCAAAAAAGUACCGAACAGGAAAUUCAGAAAUAAGUGUGUAAGAGGGAUUUUUUUUGCGGAUAAACUAGACGUAUACGCGUAUAAAAAAACUUUUAUUAUACAGCUUUUGUCUUAAAAAUAAAUUCAAUUCCAUUUUUCUUAUAAUCAACAGCUUUUCAACACUAUCAAGGGAUUUUUUCACCAGUCACGUACAAUAAAAAGUAUGACAAUCUCAAUAUUUUUGAUCACAACACUGGAUCGCGUCUAAGUUUCAAAUAGAUACUAUAGUAAUUACGAAUAAUCAAACUAAAGUAUCAUGAAAACAACUUGUUUAAUUCAGGCGGUAGCCUUUACAAUAAAAUCAGCAUCAAAAUAUAAUUCUCGAAAUAAUUUACACAGAAAAAAAAUUUUUUUUGUUACUAAAUGUAAAAAUUGUGAAAUGUUUGAAAUGUCAUAACUUUUUUGUUUAUCAGUUUACCAUCACCAAAAUUUUAUGGUAGAUAGCUGAUAUAAUGGGCCAUUUCCCCUAAAAAAUUGAAGUUGGUAAAAAGAUAGGGUUUUGAGAUAUUUGAGUUUUUGUGACAAAUAUCAUAUUUUUUCAAAGUAGAAAAAGAAAUUUUUUACAGUGUAUAUUUUCUAAGGAAUCAUCAUUUAGUUAUCUAACUUUGCUGAAAAAUUUAUAACAAUCGAACAAUCCGUUUUUGCUGUACAGCUUUUAGAAUAUUUUAGAACUAUUUUCGCAUACACCCUUUUGAAAAGUUAGUCGUGAGUGAAUAUGAAGGUUUAAUAUCAAAAAAUGGCGAUUUAUAUGAAAUUGAAAAACUGUGCAAAGUUUCAGAUAUUUUUGAAAUGGUCGCUCAGGAUCGACUGACAUGACUCCGUGGAAUUCCUCUAUAGCAUCGAUUGCGGUGUUGACAAGCUCACAUGCUCAAGGCAUGACACGCAAGUUUGCCAUUUCACUUUUGCUGGAAAUAGCAAACAUCGGGUUCAAAUGGUUUCCUAGAUAGAAAUUCUCUUUAGGGGCCGUACACAAAUUACGGCACACUUUUAGGGGGGAGGGGGGUUUCACAACGUGACGACCCAUACAAAAAAUGGAUGUAGCACACAAAAAGUGUGACAUAGGGGGAAGGGGGUUGCAAAAGGUCGAUUUUUGCGUAUCACCACUUACGAAACUAAGGAUCUUGGACUGUACCAUGUUGCCAUCCUAACCAUAGCACAAUGGGAAAAAUAGGUAUAAAACGCGAAUAAAUUCAAUAUCUUUGCUCGGAGUCGAUGGAUUCGAAUGAAUUUUUGACACAAGCUGCAAUAAUCUCUAUCGUUUCAGAUCAGGAGGGUGUUAUUCACCGCACGAUGCUUGAAAUAGGUUAAUUAAAGGGAUUUGGUUCAAGAACAACCGAUCAGUAUUCAGUCACGUCGGAAAGAUUGGGCUUUGUUAACGUUGAACUGUUCAUCAUUGAAAUCAUCGUCAUCAUCAAACAUUUGAAAGCAGUUUUUUCGUUCAAAACAAAAGUUUAUGCUAUGAAAAUAUAUUCACUGUACUCCACAUGAGGAAUAUAAUGCAGUGAAUAUAUGUUCAUGAUCCUUGUUUUGAUUUGCAGCGAGAAAACUGCUUUUUAUUUUCCGAAAAAUGAUGACGGAUGCUUGAGCCUUAAGAAUCGGACAAAGGUUCCAGAGUAAUGGUAUAAUGCGCUCAUGCCCGUGUAGCUGCCGGCUUAGAAUAGCACUACGGACCACCUGUUCCGGGGGUAAAAGUCCACCAAACAGGUAAUUCCAAUCCAAGGUGUCAGGCGACCCGUGCUGAGGGAUGAAUGGUUGAGGGGGUUUAAAAGAUGCUUGAUCUUUAACGGAGCCCGUAGCGUUGGUAGAUCGCCUUUUUGGGUUGCGUUGCGGUGAUAGAUCUACCAAACCGAAAUCUAGUGUCGUCGAAAUCAAAUUGGGUUAGGGAUCCAUGUAUGUACUAACUCUUCGAAGACUGGAAAGUGCUAGUACGCAAGGAACAUGCUAGAACCCAUAUUACUGAACACAUGUUCCAUUAUUGGAAUGAAAUUGCUGCUAAUGUUAAAACCCGGGUCCUAAACUUCCUACUGGGGAGAAUUUAGCAGUAAAACAAGGGUGAUGCUAGGUUUCCGAUGCAUGGCCAAUAUCAGUACUCUUGUUUUGUUUUCUAAGAAUGUAUCAAAAUCGAUACUUUAUUGCCCCUCAAUGGCAAUUGAGUAAUGCGACAUGCACUACACUAAGGAUACGGGUAAUGUCACAAUAGAUCUAAAAACUGGUCGCAAUGACAAACCCGAACAGGAAUAAAAAAAAUGCGCUCAAUUAUUUUUAGAAAUUUAAUCGGUUGUACGAAGGUUCAAAGCUAUGAGCCUCUGUACGAAUUUGCCCUGUCCUGCUCACUCCCAUAGAAAAUUUAAUAACACCGCGCACAGUAAAAGUCACAUUUGACUUUAACUGUGCGAACUGUUUUCAAAUUUUCUGUGGGAGUGAGCAGCAGACAAGGGCAAAACACCAAACCGUGCCGCACCGGUGGCGUGUUUGCCCGUAAACACACCACCGUGUGUGUUCAUAUCACCACCUUCGUUCAGCUUCUACUGAUGAACACGCAGUGCGACUGGCGAAACACUCGUGUCGGUGUUAUAACUCGAGCCUCCGUGUUUCAGUUUUGGUAAGGCACGGAGGCCGAGUGUUUCCGAUUGUAUGAAACACCAAAGCAGUGAGCUCGGCCACAGUGUCUGGUAGCUUGGCUGCAUCAGAGCCACUGAGUCAGAAGGGACGAGAAAGACACAAAAGGAGCCGCCAAGUACUUCACUCUCGUCGUCGACCAGCAGCAUUUGCAACUGGUGCUGGAGAAUGAACGGCACCGAGCGCUUGAACUCGCACGAGUGUUUUGCAUAAUCGGAAACACUCGGGCUCCGUGUUACCCGAAGCGUCAAACACCGUGCCCAGUGCCUGAGCACCGCCACCGACACCGGUGUUGAGCCAGACACGGUGCGUGUUCGUUCUGAAACACGGAGAGCUAGGUGGUGGCUUGGCACCCACGGUGGUGUGUUUGAGCAUCGACUCCUCGUGCAGUGCGGUGUUUGGACAUGUCUGGUGAGCAGUACGCCAGAUUCGUGCAGAGGCUCAUUGCUCGAAAAUGAUGGUACUGGUUGUUUUUGACACUUCUUAAUCCAACACUUUUCAGUCCACUUCGUUUCUUAGUUAUUGUUUGUUGUUGUGAUAUUUCAGGGAUUUCAGUGAUUAACGACAAACGGUGCGGUUUUAACUGAACUUUAUUUCUUUCUGUGUUGAAUUCUCGCAAAAGUAGGGCUUUCGUGAGAAUUGCAUGUGAAAUUAUUCGCUAUGCUCUAGGGAUGCAAAGUCGAUUAUCGUAGCAAUGUCUCGAGCAAAGUAGGGCGAUCGGAGUAGACUCCAGAUCAAUUUACUUCUUUAAAUAUAUCCAUGUUAUUGCAUAAUCUAAAUCUCCACCACAAAAUUGAUCGAAUUCUAGGAACUAGGGCCACCGAGCAAUUAAUAAUUUUAUGCUACCAAAUUUAUCCUAUUCGUAUACUACAUAACGAUUACGGUAUCGAUUGGUUUUGUUCUUUUUGUUAUCAUUCAUGCUUUUUGCCAACAAAAAAUUAAAAAAAUAAGCAAUAAACCAACAGCACCUCUCUCUUUUGCGAUAUGCGUGGAACUUUUGAGAAAACUUCUGUGUUUCUUGAGAACGGCACAGAAGUUCCAUUUCCUCGUAUUCAAAUUCUUCCGGGUGGCGUUUUUCGUUCUGUUUACGCCUCUGUUGGUAUCGUACCACAUUCUGCCGCGUUCCAUGCUGCAGCAUCACCGGCCGCUAUUCGUUUUCUCCUCUGAAAUCCCACUGCACACCACGCCGAACUAUACAUUCCGACGAUUCUGACAGGGCUGUCGGCUACGCCGUUUAUGGCUGCUUUUACUGUACUUCAGUCGUCCUCUAGAUGCAAUGCUGCUUGGAGAAUGUGUGGGUGGGUAUGCUGACGCGACAUCCAGUUGCUUCAGCAGAUCUACGUUGUACCGUGGCCUUCGCCGUUUCCAUACAUUGUUGAUGACGAAGAGUUUUGUGUGCAGUUUGAUCAAUUCCAGGUAGUGGUCAGAGUCUAUAUUAACGCCACGUUAGGUCCCGAGCUGACGUCGAUAAUGUCGAAAAAAUGUCGUUCAUGAACCAAGAUAUCAUGAUAUUACGAUAUGGAGGCUGUGCUGGACGACGGUGUUAAAAAUGGUUAUGUUAUUGGAGGUGGCAGGAUCAAUGAGCCGUAAUUAGUUUUCGUUGAGCUGUUGGGCGCUGAACUUUUCAAUCGUCUUCUUGGCCUACCUGAGUGUUUGGAACCUAUAAUGAUCUUCACGUCGUGGCUUAUGCAGCCAACAUACUUGUAUCCUUGUCAUCAUCAGUGCAUCCGAAGUAAGGGCUGCGCACGUUGAUCAUAACAAAUUUGAAGAAUCGGUCCUAGAUUAAUAUUGUUCAAAGAACUUAAAAAAAUAGAGUGGAAUGCGUCAUUUGAUCAAUCAUUCAAUGAGGUUAAUUUGUUACAAAAAAAUCAACAUUACGAUGUGUAAGCAAAGAUUGAGCUAUAAAUAAACGAACAAAAGAAAAUAAGAUCUGCAAGCAAAAAAUUGUGAUAGAAAAUGAAAUGACGUAAAAGAGAUUUUUGCUCUAAUGAAUAUUGCUAGGUGAACGACUAAAUAAUAAUGUAAAUUAUAAUGGAUCUUCCUUCAACACUUUGAUUUUGCCCAUCUUAUUCCUAACUUGAAAAAUAAAUAAAAUAAAAUUAGUAAAUAAACUCAGCAGCAUUAGAAAGAAGAUAACCCUGAUAAGCAUUUUGAGACGAUGCAGAAUAGAAAAUCACUUAAUUACCGGUAGCAGUCUUCUUUAUUGUUACACUUUAUUGUUAAAGCUCUUGAUUUUUUUUCUUCGCGUGAAACGAAGGCGUUAAUCGGAAUGCGACCGAUUUGCAACACAAAUUAGAAUCUUUUCUUUUUGGGCUGCUUAAGUGGGCUCGGUCGACGGGAAAAUGCCAUAGAAGGUCCCACUCAGAUCACUCGAGCUCAGCCGGAUCGGUCCGGUUUUUUUUUCGGGUAACUUGAGACGUCUCCAUUCCCUUGCAGAAUUUCGCACAAACAACCCAACCAACAACAACAGUACAUAGAAGUAAGAAGAUUGAUAGCGCGAACAAUGUGUGAAGUGUGCUUUUUCGGUGGAUAGGAUUUCGCAAAUGUAAAUUUGGUUCAAUAAAAAUGUUUUAUGUGCUUGGAAACCCA
Molecule: messenger RNA, 13677 nt
Organism: Aedes albopictus (Asian tiger mosquito)
Lineage: Eukaryota; Metazoa; Arthropoda; Insecta; Diptera; Culicidae
Product: retinol dehydrogenase 13
Exons: 3
Coding region: 111-1106 (331 amino acids)
Source: RefSeq, a predicted model, not a curated record